Molecule: messenger RNA, 3043 nt
Organism: Pocillopora meandrina
Lineage: Eukaryota; Metazoa; Cnidaria; Anthozoa; Scleractinia; Pocilloporidae
Source: the annotation of a GenBank genome assembly
AUGACCGAAACGUUGCCACAUGAAGUUGCUAACAGCAAAGAAAGUUUCCGAAACAUAGCCUGCUUCUUUGUGUUUGGAAUACUGUCGUUAAUCUACGAUGAGACUUCUCUCGCGGCGGCCGAAGAUGUGUUGUCGGGCAGUAAGAUUCCCACUACAGUUGUUAUAAUUGCCAUCGCCGUACCGGUUCUCGGUGUAAAAAUCACCGCGCCGUGGUUUCUCCAGAAGUGUCCAUACUUGGUCAAGGCCUGCCUGGUUGUGUUGCUUCUUUUUGCGGGAUUAAUCGUGGUUGUAACGGCUUACGAUGUUCACUUGAGGUUGUUCGGAAUUAGCGUCAUCGAAUCGGGAGUCAGUUUGAGCGAAAUAACUUUCUUGGCCAUGACUGCCUUCUAUGGCGAGAUGACAGUCAGUGCAUUUGUAGCGGGGAUCGGCGUGGCCUCGUUAUUGGGACCAUUUUAUUACACAGGUUUGACCCUGCUAGUAUAAUCUUAAUUUUAUUGACGCGGAAUUUUGAAAAUUAACAGAUACUUAAUCAUUAUCGUAAAAUAUAUAGUGGUUAUUCACUAUUUUAAGUAACACUUCGUGGUCGCUUCGGAUGUGGUCGCAGCGUUUCGACUGCAUUCUGCCAGUCUUCUUCAGGGGAAUGUCUUCAAACCGAGCGGCGGGAGACGAUUAAGAUUAAGAUGUUAAAGAUCAGAAGAGGCGUAGAUUUAUAUCGCUUGUUCGCUAAGGAGUAUUUUUUUAAAUGAUUGUGAAUAUAUGGAAGUCAUAUAUUUGAACUGCGGUUAAAGACGUGAAUAUGAAAGCGAUCUUCGCAGUAAUGAACACUACUUAAGUAGUAGUUGUGAAAAGAAGAGCUUGUUAGCUCAGUUAGUAGAGCACUGAACCGGUAUCGCAGAGGUCAUGGGUUCAAAUCCCGUACAGGCCUGAACUUUUUUCAGGCCUUCUUUUCACCGCUACUUAAGAAAUGUUCAUUACUGCGAAGAUCUCUUUCAUAUUCACGUAUUUAGCCGCAGUUCAAAUAUAUGACUUUCAUAUAUUCACAAUCAUUUAUUCACCAUUUCACGCGUUUAUUUAGAACCAACACAUUGACCAGCUCCCAGUUGGCUUGUUAGCUCAGUUGGUAGAGCACUGCACCGUGACCGGUAUCGCAGAGGUCAUGGGUUCAAAUCCCGUACAGGCCUUGAAAAAAGUGAAGAACUGACAUCCUGACUGAAUAUUAUUAGACGUUUUGAUGUGUAGUAUCACUGAGUAAUUUUAUGAGUUGUGCCGUAUUUUGACGAGCCCCUAGGGCGCGAGUCGAAUUACAAACAACGAAUAAAUUAGAGAAAGAUGUUUUUUUUUUAAAUGCAAAUUCAUACCCGGCACGAGAAGAAAUUUCUAGCGAUGACGGAGGCGGACCACUUCUAUUGAUCAUGGAAGAUCAAGAAACUUUGAGAUUUUCAUUUAAAAAGAUAAGUUUGUGUCCCAAAGUGAUCAUAAAAUCAAACUUUUUUAGGCAGAUUCUUAUACUUUACUUUUUAUGUAGCAAUUCAUUUAUUAUGAUUCAAGUGAUUGUCGAAAAUUCUGGUGGUUUUCAAUACUGAAUCUAAUCCGUUUGAGUAAGAUUUACAAACCUAGCCGGGCCUAAUCGGUCCCAGUCGUUCAAAGGGGAGAUAACGCUGUCCAGCGGAUAGCCUUCGAAACACCAGGGCCCUGAUCUGUUACGGAGUAUGAACUUCAGAGACAUUUGCUAUAGAACAGGACAUCACAUCUUCAAAAUAUUAGCAGUUAUGCGAUUUUAGACGACGAUAUUCUGCCUCACAAAAUGCGUCAGUAAAAAAAAUGCUUCUGUGUUAAGAGGGUAACUGUGAGAGGUGGUUGUCGUAUGAGAACGCGGUAACAGGAACUGCAUAUUGAGCUGAAAUUCAGCAAACAGUGUGGUUUAAAUUUUUUGACCCAAUCUACGGCACAUAGGCACGUGUGCCUCCACUGAUAAAGUGGAAGAAAAGCGGGGACCUGGGACAGGAGGGGGGGGGAGGCGAGGUUAGUGCAAAUUUUUAGGUUACAAGGUACAGCAAAGUAUAAUCAAUGUAAUCCUCAAUUACUUUCUUGGCUGUUACAUCGAAAUUUCUUCAUGUUUAAUAGGUAUCAUCGCAACCUUGCAGUUCUUUACUAAAAUGAUUGUGACCUAUAUCUUGCAGGUCUAUCAACAUGGCUGUGUCUCGCACCGAAAAAAACACUUUCAACAACAUUUCCUUGGCCAUUUCUUGUCUUAGUUACGUACUUCAUCUUGGAAAAGAAAGACAUUGAUUCAAACGCGAAAGGACACGGAGGCGGUGGGUACGAAAAACUUCCCUUGAGCGAGAACACUUCUUCGGAUGAACAAAAUGCUACUCCUGAACACGGCUUGACUUGGGAAGAGAAAUUUUCCGUUACCAAGCAGAUUUUGCCUUAUAUCACUUUCUUGUUUCUCACGUAUUUUGCAGAGUAUCUCUCUAACCAUUCCGUUAUUACGACCCUAGCUUUUUCAAACUCCUCGUUCAGUCCGCGGGACCAUUACCAGUACUACAUAGUGUGCUAUCAAGUUGGAAAGUUCUUAGGAAGGUCCCAUAUCUUCCUGCUCUCUUGCACCUGCUCAAAAGUGGUCCCUUAUGUGCGAGUUAAGAAAACAUGGAUUUUCGCUUUGGUAGAGAUAGCACAUCUCAUGUUCUUUACGUUUGCUUCGUGGUUUCGUUUCGUGCCGCAUGUUUCUAUCUUACUAAUUCUCUGUGUAACAGAAGGAUUUGUGGCCGGAUCAAUGUACGUCAAUUCGGCCCACACAGUGUCUGAGGUCGUCUCAGAUCCGAAACAGAGAGAAUUUGCAUUAGGACUACUAACCAUUGGAAACGGGAUAGGAAAGCUAACAGCUGGGCUCGUGGGACUUCAUUUGGAACCGCAGCUGAAGAGUCAUUGUGUUUAUGACUUGGAGUUACAAGAUCAGUGCAUUACUCGAUAUUCAACAGAAUCUGGCUGGGAGACAAACAUGCGCUGCAGUCAUUCUCAAACAAACUCAACAAAAUUUUGA